Ictalurus punctatus (channel catfish) is the source of this 2032-nucleotide messenger RNA. RefSeq names its product solute carrier family 22 member 7. The record is from RefSeq and is a predicted model, not a curated record. Gene Ontology annotation, biological process: transmembrane transport. Lineage: Eukaryota; Metazoa; Chordata; Actinopteri; Siluriformes; Ictaluridae. Gene Ontology annotation, molecular function: transmembrane transporter activity. Gene Ontology annotation, cellular component: membrane. The coding region runs from base 124 to 1779 and encodes 551 amino acids. The transcript has 12 exons.
CCGAGAGGAAACACCAAAAACAGUUAAAGUUGUGUCCAGGCUUCAGAAAGAUUCCAGCCUCAGCGUUUCUCUGGGUCAAAGUGCCAGAAGCCCAGAAACAGAUAAAACCACACCGAGCUCAGGAUGAAGUUCGAGAACAUUCUGGAUGAGGCCGAUGGCUUUGGACGUUACCAGAUUUUGCUCUUUACGUUGAUGGUGCUCCCACGCAUCACCCUCCCGGGUCACUUCCUGCUGAAUAACUUUAUCGCUGCAACACCGUCUCAUCACUGCAACAUCAGCUCUCUGGACUCUCGUGGAGUUUUUGAGACGCUGACCCAGGACGAGAGACUGACUAUCAGCAUUCCUAAACAGGAUGAUGGAACCUUCACUUCCUGUCACAUGUUCGUACAACCUCAGUUUAAUCUUCUGACAAAUGCAUCUAACACUACAGAACUUCCUGUGGUUCCGUGUCAGAGUGGAUGGGUGUACGACUCCAGCACGUUCAAGUCCACUUUGGUCUCACAGUUUGAUCUAGUGUGUAAUACAAAGGGACUAACUAAAGCCCUGGCCACUGUGUUCUUCAUUGGCGUCAUGUUCGGGGCUGUAUUCUUUGGCGUUCUUUCUGACAAGUACGGCCGUAAGACCAUACUGCUGGUUUCCUACAUCUCGGCCAUCAUCUUCAGCAUAGCUUCGGCUGUCUCGACCAGUUUCAUCAUGUUCGCAGCGUUCCGCUUCCUGACGGGAUUCAGCCUGUCUGGAAUCAGCACCGUGGCCAUUGUUCUCACGAUCGAGUGGGUGGACAUCGAGCAUCGCACCGUUAUCGGUGUGUGUAGCAGCGUCGUCUGGACCGUGGGUAAUUGCCUUCUUGCGGGUGUUGCCUACCUGAUCACUGACUGGAGGAUACUGAUACUUACGGUCUCCUCCCCCCUUGUGAUUGCCGUGGCAACCUGGUGGAUGAUCCCAGAGUCGGCUCGCUGGCUGAUAGUGAAUGGAAAGACAGGUGAGGCGUAUAAAUACCUGCAGAAGUGCGCUAGUGUUAAUAGAAGAUCAGAAUUCACCUCCACAAUCAGACGUCAGACUCUGUGUGAGGUUGUAACAGGUGAUAAAGAGAGUCAUAAUUAUACUUAUUUAGACCUCAUCAAAACUCCACGUUUGAGGAGAAUCACCAUCUACACUGGUAUUGUGUGGUACAGCGUGGCCUCCACAUACUAUGGCAUCAGUUUGAACAUCAGCGGGUUUGGGCUGGACCUCUACCUCACACACUUCAUCUACGGCAUCAUCGAGCUGCCCGCGAAAUUCAUCGUUUACUUCAGCCUGAAGAAAUAUGGACGAAGAGUCAACCAAGUAGGAACACUGGUCCUCACAGGAGUGUGUAUCAUCAUCAACAUCAUCAUCCCUAAAGAGUAUUGGACAUUUCGCACUAUUAUAGCGGUGCUGGGUAAAGGCCUGUCAGAAGCUUCAUUCACCACCGUGUUCCUGUACACUACUGAGCUUUACCCUACUGUGUUACGACAGAACGGUCUGGGUUACGCUAGUUUUAUUGGUCGAUUGGGUGCGUCCAUCUCUCCCCUCGUCAUGCUAUUGGAGGACGUGUGGCUCCAGCUCCCUCAGGUUGUGUUUGGUGUAAUGGCCGUCUUGUUGGGUCUGGUGGCCUUCCUGCUUCCCGAAACUAACAACGCUCGCCUCCCGGAGACCAUCCAGGACAUCGAGCAGACCGGAACGAGAUCAUUCUGCAUGGACACGCGGGACCAGAGUAAAUCUCCACUGAAUAAAGACAUGACUGAAGACACUGUGCAAUAACACACACACACACACACACACACACACUCACACACACUCACACACACACACACACACACACACACACACACACACACACACACUCAAACACACACACUCACACACACACUCACUCACACACACACACACACACACACACACACACACACUCAAACACACACACUCACACACACACUCACUCACACACACACAGAUUUAAUUUUUAUUUUCAUCCUGUAAUAUCUGUCUGAAUAAAAGCUGACAGUAAUCUGUG